UUUUCUGUCAGUGUGCCUGCUUCACUGCUCGGGGCGUGGCCAGUGCGAUCCAAUCACAAAAGAGUGCUUGUGCGACCCUUUCUGGACGGAGAACCUGAUUCGUCGAUACCUCGGCGAUGGAGAGAGCAACUGUGAGUGGAGGGUUCUGUACGUGGUCCUCACCAGCUUCCUGCUCAUGGUGUUCAUCCUGUCCGUCAGCUGGACCUUCAUCUGCUGCUUCAAGAGGAGGAGGCAGACCAAAGUGAGGAGGAAAACCAAAUACACCAUCCUGGACAACAUGGACGAGCAGGAGAGGGUGGAGCUCCGACCCAAAUUCAGUAUCAAACAUCGCAGCACCGAGCACAACUCCAGCCUGAUGAUGUCCGAGUCGGAGCUCGACAGCGACCAGGACACCAUCUUCAGCCGGGACCGACCCGUCCGCAGCAGGAACCGGCUCAGCGCUCAGGGCGCACGCAACGGAAACGCCUUCGGCUGACGGGGACGGGCGACUUCACGGGGAGAGAAAAGACAGAAAAGAAGAGAGGUCUCGGUUGGUUUUGCACUCUGGGCGACUCCGUGUGGCAUUUAGAGAUUUUUAUUCCUAGCACUAUGAAGGACUUCAUUACCCAGAAAUCCUUGCCUGUGAGGUCAAGCUCCUUCAAAAGGACGUGAGGAGUCACUGCCUUGAGGACAAUCCUGCGUAUCCGGGUUGGAUUAUGUGUGAUUUAACGUUAACGUGUGUGGGGGGAAAUUCAAACGAACUGAUGUUUCUCUUUAAGACCUGAAAUGAAGAAUCUAAAGGAGGAGCAGACAUUCAGCAGAAUAAGACACUUGCUUCUGUGAGUCCAGCACACAGAGCGGUGUCAGGGUCUGUUAGCCUAGCUUAGCUCCAACACUGGAAACAGGGGGGAAACUGCUAGCUUAGCUUAGCUUAGCAUAAACAAAUCCUCUUUCAACAAUUUUUAGCUUCGUCUGAAUUACGUGCAUCAUAUCAGCUUAUUCUAAUUCAGUGAGGAGGUUCCUGGUUUGAAUCCCCGUCCUUCAGGAGCCUCUCUGUGAGGAGGUUCCUGGUUUGAAU
Messenger RNA from Labrus bergylta (ballan wrasse), 1057 nucleotides. NCBI's taxonomy places the organism in Eukaryota, Metazoa, Chordata, Actinopteri, Labriformes, Labridae. The record is from RefSeq and is a predicted model, not a curated record.